AUGUUCAGCCGCAUCUUCGAGAAUCGCAAGGUGAAAACCGAUACUACCGUCACCGUCAGCAAGCUCAAUGAGAGCCUUCAACUUCUUGAGAAAAAGGAGAAGACUCUCCAGAAGAAGAUGGAUACUGAGCUUGUAAAGGCAAGAGAGUUUAUCAGAGCAAAAAAUAAAAGAGCUGCAAUGCACUGCUUGAAAAAAAAGAAGCUUUAUGAACAACAAAUUGAACUAGUUGGGAACUAUCAACUAAGAAUUCAUGAUCAGUUGAUUUUGAUAGAAAGUGCUAGUGUUACUACUCAGACAGUUGAUGCACUGAGAAAUGGAGCAGCAAAAUUGAAGGAGGUGCAGAAAAAAUCUGACAUUAAUUCUGUUGACAAGACAUUGGAUGAAAUCAAUGAGCAGACAGAGAACUUGAGACUGGUUCAGGAUGCAUUAUCUGCUCCCAUUGGAUCAUUAGCUGACUUUGAUGAAGAUGAAUUGGAAAUGGAACUCGAAGAGUUGGAUGCCCUUGGAUUAGAGGACGACAAAAUUCUUUCGCCUGUUACAACUGCACCUACUGCUCCAGUUUCAAGUGUUCCAGAAAAGAGUCAACCAAUUCAGCCAACUCCGCAAAAGGAUUCAACUGAAGUAGAUGAGCUUACUACAUUACAAGCACAAAUGGCUCUUUAAUAAGGUAUUAAUCAGGACUCUGGUUCACAAUGUGAUUAAACAUUUUCAAAGUUUUACAUAAUACGGCUGUACAG
Messenger RNA from Dioscorea cayenensis subsp. rotundata (Guinea yam), 737 nucleotides. Its product is annotated as vacuolar protein sorting-associated protein 32 homolog 2-like. Gene Ontology annotation, biological process: vesicle budding from membrane; late endosome to vacuole transport via multivesicular body sorting pathway. Bases 1 to 663 code for a protein of 220 amino acids. The record is from RefSeq and is a predicted model, not a curated record. The transcript is spliced from 7 exons. Gene Ontology annotation, cellular component: multivesicular body; cytoplasmic side of plasma membrane; ESCRT III complex. Lineage: Eukaryota; Viridiplantae; Streptophyta; Magnoliopsida; Dioscoreales; Dioscoreaceae.